CUUUAACUCUUCUUCUCUUUCUGUUCUUGGUAUCUCCGAUUCUUACUAAAGGCUUACGAGGUUCAGCUAUGGAAGCUCACAUGCAGAUGAAAAUCCCAGUGUUUAAUGGAGACGACCAUGAGAUUUGGAGUAUAAAGAUGAGGACUCUUUUGAUGGCUCGUGACCUGUGGGAUAUCGUAGAGAGUGGAGUCUCUGAAGAAAAUACGAACCAGUCUUUGGAGGAAUCGGCUAAGAGGACGAAAGAUCUGAGAAUCAAGGACAUGACAGCUCUUCAUAUGCUGCAAAUGUCGGUAACAGACUCUGUCUUUUUCUUGAUAGCAAGAGCUACAUCGUCAAAUCAAGCAUGGGAGAUUCUCAAGGCAGGCUUUGGAGAGACCGAGGAGUUUAAGCGUAGGAAAAGGGGGGAUCUUGUGGGGGAGUAUUUUAACAUGGUGAUGAAGGAAGAAGACAGCUUUGAUGAGUUCAUUGAAAAGUUUAUGAAGCUUGUGAACCGGUCAAAAUUCUAUGGAAACGACAUUUCUGAUCAAGAGCUCAUCAGUAGGAUCUUUUGUAGAUUGCCUUCAAGGUUUGAUCAGGCUCGAAUCAACAUUCCUCGUGGAAAAUAUUAAAUAAGUGAAGUUGUGUACAUCUUGCGAGAUGUAGAAUAUGAGUUUAAGAAGCGUGAAGAAGCUUUGCAAAACCACAAAAACUCCAAAAACAAGAGAGGUAGACGAUAUCGAUAGAGAGCUUUUUCUACAUACUGUAUGUUUUUUUGGUUGCUGAAAAACAAUUUAGGAAGCAAAUAUUGUGUCGCUUAAUGGUCGAGAAACUCUAAAAUAGAGGUGCAUUUGUCUUGAAUGGUUAUCUCUAUUUUUCCCUCUAAAAAUGAAUAUUCUCAAUAUAUUUUUUUGUUAUUUGUUCUUAA
This is a messenger RNA of Eutrema salsugineum, 904 nucleotides long. RefSeq lists its product as uncharacterized. The record is from RefSeq and is a predicted model, not a curated record. The transcript has 2 exons. NCBI's taxonomy places the organism in Eukaryota, Viridiplantae, Streptophyta, Magnoliopsida, Brassicales, Brassicaceae. Bases 69 to 608 code for a protein of 179 amino acids.